Lachancea mirantina is the source of this 885-nucleotide messenger RNA. The record is from the annotation of a GenBank genome assembly. NCBI's taxonomy places the organism in Eukaryota, Fungi, Ascomycota, Saccharomycetes, Saccharomycetales, Saccharomycetaceae.
AUGGCUAGCUCCUCUCACAAUCCUUCUAUUCUUUUGAGACGAAUUUUAACGUUAAAGGAGCCAACAGCGUUUGUUCUGUGUUUAGAUCGUCUGGAACAAUCUGCUAAUGCCAUCGGUCAGGAAUUUGCUCGCAAUAACAGUGACGCAGUUGUCAUUUAUGUGUCUUUUGAGACCCUGAACAAACCUGCGUAUGUAACACAUUUUUUGGAGGCGAAUGUGCAUAAUAUGUCCAAAUUAGCGUCGAAUCUGAUAACUUACUUGCCUGCGCAGCGCGACGAUCGGAAAAGCAUUGUCGUCCUCGACGCGCUGAACUAUGUCCCGAAUGAACACCUUUCUACGUUUAUCACAAGCAUAGCGUCAGUACCCACCGUUGUUGUGGGUACUUUCCACCGUGACAUGCCCGAACUCAGGUCCCCUGCGCUGGAAAACUACCCUUCAUCGCUUACACUUCUGCAAUUCAUCGCCACAACCAUAUUUGAUUGUCGGUCGCUCCCGCAACAACAUGCGAAUGCUGAAGAGCUGGAGUCUGAACUGGGUUGCUUCAGCAUCCCUAAAGGACUGAACGACCCUGUUUUCAAAAUCGUAUUGACGCAUCGUCGCAAGUCGGGACGUGCUUUAACCUACCAGUUUCGCUACAACUCUGACAAAGGGGAUUACCAAUAUACACAGUCCAGGGAGGAGGAAGAAACGGCGGAACAAGAAAACAUGUUCGAGGGCCUCACCACCUUCAAUCUCAAUACAUCCUCAAGACAAAAGCAGGCUAAAGAGCAGAUAGAGCUGCCAUUUUUGGAAGCUCAGAGAUUUAACACAGGAGGCGCCAUCGUUUACGAAUUCGAGAAAGACGAUGACUAUGAAGAAGAAGAUCCAUACGAGGAUCCCUUUUGA